CUUCCUCCUGACAUAAAUAAGGCCCCUCCCCCUUUCGUUUUCUUUUUUUAAUUUGAUGAUCCGGAUUUCUCUCUUGUUGCGUCCUCGAAUUCUCUCAAGGAAACAAUCAUAGUUUGGAUUAUCUUGUGUUCGGUCCUAUUUGCAACUCAUUCAGGAGGUGGAUGGACAGAGAUACAUAUCGUUGGAUUUUAGGUUUGACAUAUAUUUUUGCAAUUGCAGCAAUAUGGAUUGCUGCUAGUUAUAUAGUCCAAUCAGUCGAAGAUGCCGGUGUCUCUCCAUUCCUACUAACCUACAUUUGCAACUCUCUAUUUAUGAUUUACAUCCCUUUGGUUGAGAUUUCACGCUAUUUUGAUGAUUCGAGUAGAUCUAGUUGGAGUUGGUGGAAAACUGACGAUGACACGGAAUUGCAACAAGUUGAUUCCUUAGAGAAUGUACAUCUUAUACCAGAAGUAGAUCAUAAUUCAGAGUCUAACUCUUUAUUGAGUCCUAAUGGAGCUAGUAAAGAUUUGAGUGAUGAACUUGAUGCAAAAGGGCGGUGGACAAGAACUCGUGUGGCAAAAGUUAGCUUGUUGAUAUGCCCAUUUUGGUUCUUUGCACAGCUUGCUUUUAAUCUCUCCCUCAAAUAUACCACUGUGACAUCUAAUACCAUCUUAAGCAGCACUUCGAGCCUUUUCACUUUUUUGGUCUCUUUAGCAUUUUUAGGAGAAAAGUUUUCAUGGGUUAAGCUAAUUAGUAUCCUUCUCUGUAUGGGAGGAACUAUAAUAGUCAGCUUGGGCGAUUCAGAAAGUGGAACGAGUGCAGACGCAAAAAACCCUGUCGUAGGUGACAUUCUUUCUCUAGCUGCUGCUGCUACAUAUUCUAUUUAUAUCACUUUGAUACGAAAGAAAUUGCCUGAUGAGGGAGAAGGAGAAGCUCGAGCAAGUACAGCUCAAUUCCUCGGAUUCUUAGGGUUCUUCAACUUUCUGAUCUUUCUGCCUGUUGUCCUAGUACUGUAUUUGACGAAGGAGGAUGCCUUUGAUAGGCUCAAGCUUAAACAAUUCAGUCUCAUUGUGGCAAAAGGUCUAUUAGAUAAUGUGCUGAGUGAUUAUUUGUGGGUGAAAGCAACUCAGCUGACGACGACUACAGUAGCGACUGCUGGUCUCUCGAUUCAGGUCCCGAUUGCUGCCAUUGUUGAUUCGAUCACAGGACGAGCCCCUGGCUUGCUCGAGUACCUCGGAGCUGCUUUCGUCAUGGUAGGGUUUGCAGGGAUCAAUGUCCCUUCAGAUUCUUGUAGCCAAUCUCGAUCUCAAGCCACUAUACAAGAACAAGAAGGUGAAGAUAGUGUUAGUAUUGAAAUGGGGAGAACAUCUUGUACUUCUUAGUGAUAUUCUUUUGUUCAUAGGGCAUCUUGUUCAUGGUUUCUUGCAAAUUUAAGACAGAUCUGGAUAAAGCAUCUGUAGAGAACUUGAGUUUUUCACUUCUUCGUAGCUUUCUAAUGAAAUUUACUUGAGAUACUGUAUCAAUGUUCAAA
Molecule: messenger RNA, 1510 nt
Organism: Asparagus officinalis (garden asparagus)
Lineage: Eukaryota; Viridiplantae; Streptophyta; Magnoliopsida; Asparagales; Asparagaceae
Product: thiamine-repressible mitochondrial transport protein THI74-like
Exons: 4
Coding region: 162-1361 (399 amino acids)
Biological process (GO): regulation of peptide transport
Cellular component (GO): membrane
Source: RefSeq, a predicted model, not a curated record